AUCAUGGCACGUUAUCAGUUCCUCAGUUCGCUCCUUCUCCUGCUGGCCAUCUGCGCCGUGAAUUGUGCGGCACAGGCACCACUUCGGCGUACUCUGCGUCUGCGUCCGGUGGCGUUCGCCCGGCAGGAGGUGGCUCCCACGCCCUAUCCCUCGGCUGCUGAGCUGAAACCCGCCGCCGAACAGCCCGCACUGACCUACGGACCUCCCGAGGAUGUGGAUACAGAUGCCUUGCCGUCGGAACAGGAGCUACCAGUGGACACUUUCGAGCCUACCCCAGAAAACGAGGAGGUGGACACCGAGGAGAGCUCCCUUGAGGCCACCACACCCUCCUCCGCUCCGGCCCGCCUACGCAGCCGCCAGAGACUGGCCAAGUUGCAGCUGUCCAAGCCCAAGCGUCUCCGCCAACGCAUAGCUCGCCUGGAGGAGCUGCCCGUGAAUGAAGAAGUGGCUCCGGUGGCUCCGGUGGUUCCAGUUGCUCAGGCACCAGCAUUGGCCACGCCCCAGUUUUACUAUGUGGGUGCCCAGCAACCGUACUACCUGGCAGCCUACAACGCUGCCCCCCAGCAAGUGGGCUGGUAGUAACGCUAGUUUU
Drosophila santomea is the source of this 592-nucleotide messenger RNA. RefSeq names its product titin. Bases 4 to 579 code for a protein of 191 amino acids. Lineage: Eukaryota; Metazoa; Arthropoda; Insecta; Diptera; Drosophilidae. The record is from RefSeq and is a predicted model, not a curated record. The transcript has a single exon.